Molecule: messenger RNA, 396 nt
Organism: Babjeviella inositovora NRRL Y-12698
Lineage: Eukaryota; Fungi; Ascomycota; Pichiomycetes; Serinales
Exons: 1
Coding region: 103-303 (66 amino acids)
Source: RefSeq, a predicted model, not a curated record
CUCUACGGGCAAAUCGUAUUACGUACGGGCCAAAGCGGAUGACAAAACAACCAAUUGAAGGUGCACAAACACACCUUAUGGAAAUACCGCUAUAAAGGCGGGAUGGAUCAAAGCCAACUGAAACUUUCCAUUCUGCGGUGUCAAUGGAAAGUUAAACCACUUUACCCAUCACCAUUUACUGGAGCCCAAAGCAUAGCUCAUUCAGCUACAACCUCCAAGGGUAAACUAUUGGUAAACAGUAUAUUUAAUCUUUCAUCUCACCAACUUUUUAAUCUUUCAUCUUAUCUCGCUUGCCAGUCGUAGCUCGAGAAAUUAAUCUUCACCGCCGAUGAGGUACUUGGAUAGCUCAACUGGCGGUGCCUCGUGGCUUCGCACUUGCCGGGUAACCCUGCGUUG